This is a messenger RNA of Cantharellus anzutake, 892 nucleotides long. RefSeq lists its product as uncharacterized. NCBI's taxonomy places the organism in Eukaryota, Fungi, Basidiomycota, Agaricomycetes, Cantharellales, Hydnaceae. The record is from RefSeq and is a predicted model, not a curated record. The transcript is spliced from 5 exons. Bases 53 to 892 code for a protein of 279 amino acids.
UUCAGAAGUUACCUUGAAUGCUCUCUCAGAUGGUGGUGGUGACAUUACCACUAUGCCAGUCAGGAUCCCCAACAAUUGGGAAGACAAAUCACCCGAUGAUCCUGUUCGUGCCCAUGUUCAGGCAUACAUUGCUGCAAAGGAUAGUGGCCAAUUUCCAUAUUCCGCUGAACCCAUCCACCCCCUUCCAACUCAGACACCCAUGUCCAAUGCCCCCAUCUAUCUUGGUCAAUGGGGUCCUGUCACUGUGCUCAAUCCAGCACCCGCAUAUGCCAGUGCAAUCCAUCAGCCUUCGUCCCACACUGAACCACCCACAGUGGGGUCAGCCCCUGGGCCAGCAGCUGCAUCGAAGGACAACAAGUUAAAGGGAAAACAAAAAGAGAAACUUAAUGAGAAGGGCACGAAAGAAUUUGAGUAUCAAUUCAUGUUGAACAUGAUGGAUCUGAAGAAAGAGAAUGAAACAGUCUAUCUUCCUGACUCGAAAUCCCAAUCAGCGCAAGAAGUGCUUGAUGAGAUUUUAGGCAGGAUGAAGGUGGAACUCUCUGUCCACCAGAUUGGAUAUCGUCUGUCUGAUGAGAAGGAAUGCAUCUUCACUCGGAUUCAUGAUGUGAAAGAUUUUGCUCAUGCAAUUGAGGCUCAGUAUGAUAUUCAAUCCCGAGCAUACAAGUCAAAGAAAUUACGCAUUAUUAACAAGGAUGCAGUCAAAAAGGAGUUUAAAUGCGUGGCAAUCAAGAAGCGCUGCACAGCCACAGCCUCGACUGUCAUGCAGCACUCAUCCACACAUCAAUCAAUUUAUGAAGAACUCUGGUGGUUCCCACACCCGGAGGUGGCCAUGAUCUGCUACCCCUCCAUCUCUGACACUGAUGCUGGCCAAGCACAGGAAGCCUCUUGGUGA